AUGGAGCCGCCGUGCGGCUGCUGCGAGCGGCUGGUGCUCAACGUGGCGGGGCUGCGCUUCGAGACGCGCGCGCGCACGCUGGGCCGCUUCCCGGACACGCUGCUCGGGGACCCCGCGCGCCGCAGCCGCUUCUACGACGGAGCGCGCCGCGAGUACUUCUUCGACCGCCACCGACCGAGCUUCGACGCCGUGCUCUACUACUACCAGUCGGGAGGGCGGCUGCGGCGGCCCGCGCACGUGCCCCUCGACGUCUUCCUGGAGGAGGUGUCCUUCUACGGGCUGGGCGCCGCGGCCCUGGCGCGCCUGCGCGAAGACGAGGGCUGCGCCGUGCCUCCCGAGCGACCCCUGCCGCGCCGCGCCUUCGCGCGCCAGCUCUGGCUGCUCUUCGAGUUCCCGGAGAGCUCGCAGGCCGCGCGCGUGCUCGCCGUCGUCUCUGUGCUUGUGAUCCUCGUCUCCAUCGUCGUCUUCUGCCUCGAGACGCUGCCUGACUUCCGAGACGACAGGGACGACCCGGGACUCGCGGCGGUGGCAGCUGCCACUGGCCCGUUCUUAGCGCGGUUGAAUGGCUCCAGCCCAGUCCCAGGAACUGCAUCCCGCCUGCCCUUCCAUGACCCAUUCUUUGUGGUGGAAACCCUGUGUAUCUGCUGGUUUUCCUUUGAGCUACUGGUCCGCCUGGUGGCCUGCCCAAGCAAAGCGGUCUUCUUCAAGAAUGUGAUGAACCUUAUUGAUUUUGUGGCCAUCUUGCCUUAUUUUGUGGCACUGGGCACUGAGCUGGCCCGACAGCGGGGUGUGGGUCAGCCUGCCAUGUCCCUGGCUAUCCUGAGGGUCAUCCGAUUGGUACGUGUCUUCCGGAUUUUCAAACUGUCCCGGCACUCGAAAGGUCUACAGAUUUUGGGCCAGACACUGCGGGCCUCCAUGCGUGAGCUGGGUCUCCUCAUUUUCUUCCUCUUCAUCGGUGUGGUCCUGUUUUCCAGUGCAGUCUACUUUGCAGAAGUGGACCGAGCAGACACCCAUUUUACCAGCAUCCCUGAGUCCUUCUGGUGGGCAGUGGUCACCAUGACUACAGUAGGCUAUGGAGAUAUGGCACCUGUCACUGUGGGUGGCAAGAUAGUGGGUUCUCUCUGUGCCAUUGCAGGCGUGCUGACCAUCUCUCUGCCCGUGCCUGUCAUUGUCUCCAACUUCAGCUACUUUUAUCACCGGGAGACAGAGGGCGAAGAGGCAGGGAUGUAUAGCCAUGUGGACACGCAGCCUUGUGGAGUGUUGGAGGGCAAGGCUAAUGGUGGGCUAGUGGAUGGAGAGGUGCCUGAACUCCUGCCUCCACUUUGGGCCCCUCCUGGAAAACACAUGGUGACUGAGGUGUGAGGGACAGCUGAGGUCCCUAGGAAGGAGGGAGGGAGUGGGGGAGCCAAGGGAGGGAACUGGGUUUAGGAAGGACUAGGGUGCUUGGAAGCACAGAACCUUAUUGGGUCUGGUAUCAUGUGGCUCCUAUAGGAACCCCUUAAGUAGCCAUGGAUAGCUGUGGUUUGGGGGUAAGUCCAGUGUACCUCCAUGGGGCAUAUUUCAGAGUUGUGCAAGGAUCAUGGGGCCUUUUGGGGUAGCCACUGAGACAGGUUUUGGUUGUGUUAUGUUGUGAGUUUCCUCAAGCCGUGUAGGGUGUUGAAAGUGAGUCUGGGUACAUGUCAUCUGACUGUAUGUGGCAGGGUUCUGUGGCUUUAAGUCCCUAGGGCCAUGCCAGCUCAUGUCUGGUUAGUCUCCAUGGCAGUGCUGACAUCGAUCACAAGUGGUUCAUAGUGGUGGUAUGUUGAAAUGUGUGCAAGAGCAGGUGGCCUUGUAUUUCUGUGUGGACCAUGUUUUAGAUUCAGUGAGGUUAGGAGUCUUAUAGGUAGAAUGUGAGCACCUAUAAGUCCCCAUGAGUUAAGCAGAUUGGAGCAUGUUACAGCCUGUAGUUUUAGGGUCCUCUGGGAUGUAUGGCAUUAUGGGAUUAGAGCCUUUCCAGGGCCAUGCUGAGCUGAGCUGUGUGGAGAUGUGUGACCAUGCCACUAUUGUGAAAAACCGUAUACUUGGGCUUGAUGACUGAUGGGGUGUCAUGGGUCCACAGUGAGUUGUGUCACUAUCAGUGCUAUAGGGAUAUUGAGUUGAAUGAGGCUGUGUAUGAGAGCCACAGAGCCAUGUUGAAAAUGGUAACACUCCUGGCAUGGUGGCACACACCUUUAAUCUCAGCAGUUGGGAGGCAGAGGUAGAAGGAUCACCAUGAGUUCGAGGCCAGCCUGGAGCUGCAGAUUAAGUUCCAGGUUAGCCUGGGCUAGAGAGAGGAGCCUUACCUUGAAAAACCAAAAAAAGAAAAGAAAGACACUAGGACCAGGACCCAAGGGUUCACAACAUGUACUCUGGCUGGGUAAGUAACUCACUUGAUAGAGUAUAUUUACCUAGCAUGCACAAAGUCCUAGGUUCCAGGCCGGGCGUGGUGGUGCACGCCUUUAAUCCCAGCACUUGGGAGGCAGAGGUAGGAAAAUCACUGAGUUCCAGGUCACCCUGAGUCUAC
Jaculus jaculus (lesser Egyptian jerboa) is the source of this 2542-nucleotide messenger RNA. It is a transcript of the gene Kcna7, whose product is annotated as potassium voltage-gated channel subfamily A member 7. Bases 1 to 1362 code for a protein of 453 amino acids. Gene Ontology annotation, molecular function: protein binding; delayed rectifier potassium channel activity. Lineage: Eukaryota; Metazoa; Chordata; Mammalia; Rodentia; Dipodidae. The transcript has 2 exons. Gene Ontology annotation, cellular component: membrane; voltage-gated potassium channel complex. The record is from RefSeq and is a predicted model, not a curated record. Gene Ontology annotation, biological process: protein homooligomerization; potassium ion transmembrane transport.